AUGCCUGAGCUGGAUACACCCGCGUGCACACUGGGAGCUCACCACGGCGAGAGGAAUGCCGCGCAAUCCCGCGUCAUUCUUGCAGACCGCAGAGCCCGCGAGGCCGCCGCGAUGCUGUCCUGGCUUGAGACACCGCAGGCCGGCGGCGACGCGCUUGCCGUGUUGUCGUCCGUCUUCGUUAUAAGUAUGCCAGGCGUCCGGCUGCUUUCAGGUCAGAUCCGAAGCACUAGCGGCAACCUCUAA
Anthostomella pinea is the source of this 243-nucleotide messenger RNA. NCBI's taxonomy places the organism in Eukaryota, Fungi, Ascomycota, Sordariomycetes, Xylariales, Xylariaceae. The record is from the annotation of a GenBank genome assembly.